AUGGCUACCAACACGAAGCGGGAGAUCGUGAUAAUCGGCGGCGGUAUUAUCGGAUCCUGCUCGGCUUAUUAUUUAACAAGGCACCCGUCAUACGACCCAGCGCUGCACAAAAUCACCCUUCUUGAAGCUUCAGAAAUCGCCGGAGGGGCAUCCGGCAAAGCGGGGGGUCUGCUUGCCCUUUGGGCCUACCCAAGCGCCAUUGUGCCACUGAGCUUCAAAUUACACGCCGACCUAGCCAAAGAACACAAUGGUAAAGACACCUGGGGCUAUCGAGAAGUGAACUGCGGCCAAUUGAUCGCAAAGGGCCGUCCGUCCCAAGACAAGAAGGGAGGAGGCGCUGGCACAUCAGUCUCAUUACAAAAGCGAGAUUCAGCUGCUGUCGGUAAAUUAAGAGCAGCCGGCAUUCCAUCGGACUUGGACUGGCUCGCCCCAGAUGGUCUUCGAGGAUACGAAAGCAUGAGCGACCCCGGGGAGACAGCCCAGGUUCAUCCGUACUUGUUUACUACCUCUAUUGCCAAGCUUGCCGAAGAGAAAGGCGUCAACAUCGUAUUGGGCAAAGUCACAAACAUUGACCAGGAAUCCGACCAAGUCAAAUCCGUCACGUACACGGACAAGGCAUCUGGUGAAUCUCAUACUAUCCCCGCAACAGACGUUAUUGUGUCGGCUGGCCCAUGGACGCAAAAAGUGUUCCCCCCAGCACCGAUAUCUGCAACUCGAGCUCACAGCGUUGUCAUUCGCCCGACAAGGCCUGUAUCUGCCUAUACGCUUUUCACCAAUAUCGAGUUGCCCUCCGCGUCCAAUCCGAAGAGAUCUACCGUGGUCACGCCCGAAAUCUAUGCUCGCCCGGAUGAAACUGUAUAUGCCUGUGGAGAUGGUGACCAUCUCGUCCCACUGCCUGAAACAUCGGCAGAUGUCGAAGUCGACCAAUUGCGCUGCGAAGAUAUCAUAAAUUCAGUCGGGAGCAUUUCCGACGAGCUGAAAUCCGGCGAGGUUACCAAACGGCAAGCUUGCUAUCUACCCAAUGUUGCUAGCGGCAGUGGACCACUUAUCGGCCAUGCUGGAAUCAAAGGGCUGUACCUUGCCUCUGGCCAUACCUGCUGGGGUAUUCAAAAUGCGCCUGGCACAGGAAAGCUUAUCAGUGAAUUUGUCUUUGAAGGCGGUGCGAAGAGCGCAAAGAUCGCUGCGUUGGACCCGCGGAGUUUUUUUCCAGAACGGGCUGCCCUGUCGAUCGUCCGGGCGGAGCUUGCCUGGCGCGCGGAGCGGAAGUAUUACGUGGAGGAAAAAAUGUAUUUUGCAUCCAGACUUUCGUUCGUCUGCACCACGCUUCUAGCCGCGCUCGGCUCCGCCAACGCUGCGACUUCAGACGAUGCGUCCAUCUUGACCAACGAGGUCGCCAGAGCAAACAAUGAUUCUCUGCUAUGGGGACCGUACAAGCCCAAUUUGUACUUUGGGGUUCGCCCUCGUAUCCCCAAGAGUCUUUCCGCUGGAUUGAUGUGGGCAAAGUUGGACAACUAUAUGACAGCGCAAGGAAAUUUUAGGCAUACUUGCGAGCAGAAUGAGGGCAUGGCUGGCUAUGGCUGGGAGGAGUACGAUAUACGCAAGGGUGGUCGCCAGACCGUUCACGAUACUGGCAACUCCAUCGACAUGACCAUUGACUUUGUGAAAGUUCCUGGGGGGCUUCAUGGAGGCAGCUGGGCCGCUCGCGUAAAGGGUGUGCCUCGAGAAAGUGCCCCCGCGGACCUGUUUACAACCGUCGUUUUCUAUACGUCCUUGGAAGGCCUGGGCAGCGUCGAGGUGGAAAAGGGCGACGACGAAGACUCCGUGGGCUUCGAGGGAGACGUGAAACUAAAAGGAGUGACCCCGGAACUGGGAGAUUUUUCGAUUGAUGUGACGUCUGGUCCGGAUACCAAUGAGCAUCCUAAAUUCACCCACCCGAGCUACGAUGAGAAACCCUUGUAUCACACUUUUGUCUCUAGUUUGGAAAUGCCGCAGGAGCAUCUCUGGCAAGCAAAGACCAUCAUGUUUGCAUCUAUGAAGCCUGGUCUCGAUGCCGCGAUUGAAAAAUACGGAAAUGAAUUCCCUCCGCCACCAGCUCAACUCUUCACCCUCCCCAAUAUUCCUGGAGAGGGAAACAUACAUUUUGUGCAAAAGGUUUUCGAGGGUGCAUUUGAAUUCGACAUUCUUUUUCAAUCAGGCUCUGCACCUGAACCUCUGACUUCCGAUUUUUUGACGGACAAAAUCGAGGAGACUUCUUCGGCCUUUUCAAGCCGAUUUGAUAAGCUUUUCACGCCACAGGCGCCUUUUAACGACCCAGAAUAUUCUGAGUUUUCCAAGGCUAUGCUUUCCAACCUUGUGGGCGGUGUUGGUUAUUUCUAUGGCAGUGGCCUUGUUGAUAGAUCUGCGGCCCCAGAGUACGAUGAGGAAAACGAAGGCUUCUGGGAGGAGGCUGCAGAGGCGAGAUCACGGGUCCAGCCUACAGAGGAGGAACCCAGAGAAUUGUUCACCAGCAUCCCAUCCAGGCCAUUUUUCCCUCGAGGAUUUCUAUGGGAUGAAGGCUUCCAUUUGAUUCCAGUCAUUGACUGGGAUACAGACCUGGCUCUUGACAUUGUCAAAAGUUGGUUCAAUCUCAUUGAUGAAGAUGGUUGGAUUGGACGCGAGCAGAUCUUGGGAUUGGAAGCCCGGAACAAGGUCCCUCCUGAGUUUGCUGUCCAGUAUCCUCACUACGCUAACCCGCCAACCCUGUUCUUGAUCCUGGAAGCCUUUGUUGACAAGCUAAAGUUCAAUGAAACUAUCACCAAGCGUUCCGAUCUCGAACGCGAAGGUAUUGCGGACAGCUUGCGAUCUGCCCACCUUGAGAACCAAGAAUUGGCCGAGUCUUAUCUACGAUCCAUCUACCCACUUCUUAAGAGGCAGUACUUUUGGUUUAAGAAGACUCAAUGGGGGGAUGUCAAUUCCUACGAUCGCGAGGCUUAUUCAAGCAAAGAAGCUUACCGCUGGCGUGGACGUACCGUGCAGCACAUUCUGACGUCUGGUCUUGAUGACUACCCUCGAGCACAACCUCCCCACCCAGGCGAGUUGCACGUUGACUUGAUCAGUUGGAUGGGACUGCUCAGCCGCUCCAUUCGCCGAAUUGCAGAGUCGAUCGGAGAGUCCGAGGAUGCCGAGGAGUUUGCUGUUUACGAAAACGCCAUCACUCGAAACAUUGACGAUUUGCACUGGGACGAGGAUGCGCAGACAUGGUGCGAUGCCACGAUCGACGACUUUGAGGAGAACGUCCACGUCUGCCACAAGGGCUACAUUUCCAUCUUUCCCUUUUUGACUGGCAUGGUUGGGCCGGACAGCCCGCGUCUCAAGGCGACACUUGAUCUGAUCCGAAACCCUGAAGAGCUCUGGAGUGACUAUGGUAUUCGCAGUCUGAGCAAGAAUGAUCCCUUCUAUGGAACCGAGGAAAAUUACUGGCGAAGCCCUGUCUGGAUUAACAUGAACUACAUGGUUUUGAAGAGUCUUUACGAUAUUGCCACAUCUGCUGGUCCUCACAAGGCGGAAGCGACCAAGAUCUACUCUGAGCUCCGCACGAACCUUGUCCAAAAUGUUUUCCGAGAAUGGCAAAGAACCGGGUUCGCCUGGGAACAGUACAACCCAGACAACGGCCAGGGCCAGCGAAUCCAGCACUUUACCGGCUGGACAAGUUUGGUUGUUAAGAUGAUGACUAUGCCUGGCCUGUCCUCGUCUUCUGCGGGUCGUGGUCAUGAUGAACUGUGA
This is a messenger RNA of Talaromyces rugulosus, 3762 nucleotides long. RefSeq lists its product as uncharacterized. The record is from RefSeq and is a predicted model, not a curated record. The transcript has 8 exons. NCBI's taxonomy places the organism in Eukaryota, Fungi, Ascomycota, Eurotiomycetes, Eurotiales, Trichocomaceae. Gene Ontology annotation, biological process: oligosaccharide metabolic process; protein N-linked glycosylation. Gene Ontology annotation, molecular function: oxidoreductase activity; Glc3Man9GlcNAc2 oligosaccharide glucosidase activity. Bases 1 to 3762 code for a protein of 1253 amino acids. Gene Ontology annotation, cellular component: endoplasmic reticulum membrane.